This is a messenger RNA of Brenthis ino (lesser marbled fritillary), 354 nucleotides long. Lineage: Eukaryota; Metazoa; Arthropoda; Insecta; Lepidoptera; Nymphalidae. The record is from the annotation of a GenBank genome assembly.
AUGAUGGUGUUAAAGGUGAAGAACUUUUGUGAACGUGAAAAACGUAAUAAUGCACCAUUAAUUCCUUUAAGAUGUGUUCAGGCUCGUGUUGCCGCCAUUACAGAAGCCUUUGCAACGAUCACCGAAGAAGAAUGGAGAAAAGAAUGUGAGCAUGUGAAAAAAGUGGAAGAAAAAUAUUACGCCGAUGGCCCAGUUAUUGAUAGCGAGAUGGAGAGGUUCAUAAUUGAAGUGGGAGACGAUAGCGACACUUCUGAUGACGAGGAUGAUGAGGAAGAUGAAGUUGACGACGAUCUCUCGGGAAUAAGUCCGUUGGAUGAGCAUUUUUUGAUUGAUCAAAAUUAUAAUAAAAAAUAU